UUAGAUAAGAGUUCCUAAAUAUUAAAGCUGCAUUAAUUUUUGAGGAAUGUGGUAGAAACUGGUGUUUUAGUGCGCAGAACCAGCGGCAGAACCUAGAGAGCUACGGGUGUGCUCUAUCCAUAUACACGUAUCCACAGAUGCUAUCCAGGUGGCGCAACGAGCGCAAGCAGCGAAACAAGCGCACGCACGCACAAACGCCACAAACGCUGGUUGAAACUCGGCAACAUGAAGAUGGCUGACAGUGCGGGUGUUCUUCGGCGGAAUCGACCGGGAACAAAAGCCGAGAAUUUCUCAAGCUGGCCCGAUGAGCCGUUCGACGAAAUGGACAGUACACUCGCUGUUCAACAGUUCAUUCAGCAAGCGAUCCGGAAGGACCCUACAAAUGUCGAUGAAAUCUUGACGCCGCCCGAUGGCCAGGAUGAAGGAGUGUGGAAGUACGAGCAUCUAAGGCAGUUCUGCAUGGAGUUAAAUGGUCUUGCAGUCAAGCUGCAGGUAUGUGAGGCCGAGUGCAAUGCAGACAGCUGCACCCAAAUGACGGCCACGGAACAGUGGAUAUUCCUUUGCGCUGCCCACAAGACGCCCAAAGAGUGUCCAGCCAUUGACUACACGCGGCAUACCCUUGAUGGAGCUGCGUGCCUCCUCAACAGCAACAAGUACUUUCCAAGCCGAGUUAGCAUCAAAGAUUCCUCGGUAGCAAAGCUAGGUUCUGUGUGCCGGAGAGUUUACCGGAUAUUUUCUCACGCAUACUACCAUCACAGAGCCACGUUUGACGAGUUUGAGAAGCAGACUUGCCUCUGCCGCCGUUUUACCACGUUUGUGACCAAGUAUAACCUGAUGUCAAAGGACAAUCUCAUCGUUCCAAUCCUUGACGAGGAACUCACCGCUGGAGAGAGUGAAGCCUGAGACGGUCCUGCCAAAAACAAGCAGCGCGGAACAUGCACUCUGAUCUUCCUGCUCAGCAGACAUUUGCUCUUAUUGGCCGGGACGCUGGCCGCCUGGUCUCUGUCCCUGUGCAUUUCUCCCAGUAGUAUUGUUUCAGCUGUCACUUCUGCAUGUCUCACUCUUUUGGCAUGCCCUCACCGACACAGACCGAUAUCGACCUCUGUCGCGCUAGUGCCGUGUGUGUGUGCUCUAGAAGUUGUUUUAGCUGUGCACAUCCAUCCACAGCACUGUGUGUUAGCAUAGGCGUGCCAUGAUUUCUGCGUGGUGGCAGAAGUGACUGCUUGAGUGGAUUGCGUUGGGUGGAGGAAUAGUUGCUGUCUGGUAGCAUGCACAAUGAGGAGAGAGGAUUCGGGGAAAGCUGUGCUGUAUAUGUGCGAAUGCACUUUCUUUCUCCUUCUCUAUUCCCCUCUCCCUUGACUUUCUACUGUUGCUUUUCGAGUGUGGAACUGUCCAUUGGAUGAUGCGGUGAGCACGUUAUUAGAAAAAAUUGACUGCGUAUGUGAGUAUUUAGCUUUAUUAUUUAUUUUCUCCCUACACGUGCCUGUGAAGAAGUCCGAUAGUGCAAAUGCUGGUAGCACGUAGAGUACUGUGAGAUGGUUCUUGCGGUAAUGUGGAGACUGGUUCAUACUGUUAAAUAUCUUGAGAAUGCCAGCCCUUCUCCCCUGAUUAUGAAUAACUUUUUCAUAUGCGAAAACCAUGAUAUGCUGUUCAUAGCAGUUGGUUUAUGUAGUUACAUGAUCAUCAGAAUAACAACACGUGGGCUUGUGGUAUCGCCUUUUAGUAGCCAGCCUAUUUAUGUGCUGUAAAAAGAAGACUUUUGUUUUUUGAAAUGCGAAUCCCAAGUGUUAUCUUAAGUGUGUAGUUUUGGAUCUGUGCACAUGUCUGUCUUGUAAGCUCAUUUUGCAUGUGCUUGUGUCUUUUGCACAGCACUGGCCUUCUGUGUUAGAGAUGCAUAUCGUAAUUAAGUGAGGAGGUGGUAUCUAAUAGCUCCACCAUUUUCUGCCUGUAUUUAGUUGCUUCGAUUUUGUGUGCAGUUUACCCAUGCCUAGUCCAAGUAGUGCACUAAAUGUUUUUUUUUUUUUUUUUUACAUUUUGUGACGUUGAAACACAUUAGCCAAUUUCGUUGGUUACCAACUGUUGUGCAAAGGGAUAGUACUUAUUACUGACACAUGUGGCUUAAUAAAAUCCUGGUCGAGGUGUGGAUCCUUGUCUGAACAACAUUUACCAUGCUUUCGCAAAAUAUUUAGGUGACCUGCAUAAAAGAUGCAAAUGUAUCAAAGUUCGCAUGGGUCUCUUUGGGGCAAGGGCAAUGUGUUGCAAACCUGCAAUAGAAAUUUGCCUCCGAGCACUGCUAGCACUCUAAGGCGGUCUCUGAAUAGUCAUUCUACAGUGCUUCAGGAGUCAUGUAAGGCAGUGGUAAGCUUUAUUAUAAGGUGAAGCUGACUGCAAUAGCUAUAAUAAAACCUGGUGAUGACUUUUAGGGGAUGCUUAUCCUCGGAGUGGAGCUUGAAUUUUAUGUUUCACGAACCUUUGCCACUGUCGCAGAGCUUUGAAAUGACCCUGUCAAAGGGGGCCACAAGUUGGGUGCAUCAGAAAGCUUGUGUUGGGCCUUUAUUCGGCCAGGGAGUGCUGCACUUUCUAAGAAAGAGUAUGUGUUGUCAUCCGUAGUCACACUACCAAAUUGCAUGUUAGAUUACUAUGCGCAGAUGCACUCAAAGAGCAACCUACAGGCACUGAAGCUGUCUUUAUCUCCCACGUGUAUAAUUGCGACAAAAAUCAACUAUGGCUGUGUGUCUAAGCUAGGGUUAAAGGAUGACUAACAAAAUUUCACUUUGGGUAAAUUGGUUAUAUAUAUGAGUAACAUACUAUUGAAGCAUUCUUUUAGCAAAGCUGCAGGGCUGGUAAUUGUCCAAUUUUCUUGUCAACAUCCUUCAAAUGGCACCCAAGCAGAAAAUGGUAGUGAGCAGACCUGGCGAGCGGAUAUGGUAUAAAUCCCUGAUCAUGGCUUCAGAGAUUUUCGGCACGCCACAGGUGCCGGCCAGUCUCGGAGGUCACGCCAACUGGUAGAACGUUCCGUGUCAUUUCUGGCAAAUGCUACGGUGGUGGUAUUGUCAGUCUCGGUAUCAGAAAUGUCUAUUUUUGCUAGCUUUUCGUGACGCAUCUGUUAAUAUUUCAAGCGUGAAAUUUUGCAUGGAGGCUGCUGUAUAUCUGCUCCAUCUGAAACAAGGCCUUUCAUGUAACCUGAACUUUCGUUGCAGUUUGUCUUUUAAUAGCGUAGCAUUUAGUACCGUAUGUUGUAUUGCUGGAAGUUUUGCAUUAGCAGUGUGGCAGUUGAGCUCCCCUCGUGCUUGGUCUUCCAGGGUCUUGCAAAGCUGCUUCUUUGCUUGUUCACUGUGUACAUAUUCCUUCAGACUGCAGAAUUUGCUAUUUGUUUAUACAUAAGGUCGUAUUAAGUGUGUUGUCCCUACUGGAAUGCGAGGCUGUGCUAUGAAUUCCAACCAUUGAUGUCUGUGCUUCAGUGCACUCUUGAGCUGGAUUCACGUGAUGGAUGUGGUCGUAGUUGAAUCAGUCAGGUGACGUACGACAUCGGAUCGCAUAGCAGCUAGUAAUUAGUGUCACAGUGGAGAAGAGCAAACGACAUUGUACACCUGACCAUACGCUGACUUCCUGAAACGUAGGCAACGUUGCAAAAGUGUCGGAAUGCUGCGUGCGUUUACUUGCAGCCAUUGAGCAGCAUGAGCUACAUGUUUGUUUCGCCCGUUUCAAUUCGAUUAUGACUUGAAUUGGAUUGAAGAUGAUUGCUGCCAGACUAAGGCAGAUCACCAUCAGUAUCUUGGUAGUUCUUGCCAAAAAUUCCAGUGGUGAUUUACCUUUUGGUUGUAUCGCAAAUCGCUUUACAAUGACUGAGUGAGCACAUCGGGAAUUGGGUGAUGGAGGGUCUCCUGGAAGAAACUUGAACAUAAACGUGUGCAGCCCCCUUUUAUUUAAUUUUUUUUAAAAUUAAUUUUGAUUGUUUUGGUUUUGCAAGCGCAGCUUCAUUGGCCAUGUUUGGAAAGUCAUCUAAAACUGCAGAUCAGUAGUAGAUUGGUUAAAGUGGGCUGUGCUCGAUAUAAAAGCCUUAGCGCAUUCUUCAACAUGCACAGCUUUUUUGUUGGGUUAUUAUGGCAUCUUCGGAUGGCCGCUGUGAUCCUCCAAAUCCAAGCAUACAAAUUCCGGAGUCACUCUCAAUCCAAGUAGGAGGUAUCGUGUGCCAACCAAACAGCUGGCUUCUUUUCAGAGCAGUUAGAGGUAGAGUCCCCCUUCGCGAGCACAACCAAAGGAACUGGUUGGGUCAUGUGGCUCGAAACGACCAUAUUUGUAGAAUGCUUCGAUAGCGAUACUGGUAGCGCCUUUUGGGAGUCCGGCGAUUGGAAAGAUCCAUCCGAAUGUAGCCAGAGUGCCCCUUUUCGACCAUCCAAACAAGCUCAGCCUUUUGGGAGUGCUUUAGAGCGCUCGAAAACGACCAUCCAAAGAUGCCUAUAGCCUUCAGCUUUGCAUCUCGGAAAAUUGUACCAAAUCUUUCUUAGUUUGUACAAAUUUUUUUUUAACCUUGCCUGCGACAGAUAGCGCUGUACCAUCUCUUCAGGUGCAAUUCUGGAAAAGAUGGCUAAUGUGCAGGUGGCUAAUUAAAAAUAUUCAAUAAUGAGCUUUUUAAUUAUCCACUUUAGGGCACGCAUUGCAAGUGUAAAAUUGAAGCUGUGCUAUAAUGGAAUUUAUGCUUGCUUGGAAGAAGUCGCAAGACCAGCACUACUUUCGAGGUAUUCAGCCUAAACUAAAAUAUUGGCAUUGCAAUGAAUAGUUCUACAAAAGCAUGUGUAGAUGAAUUUAGGAUGAUCUUCCUGGAACGCUAAUGGAUUUUUCAGCAGAUUUUGGCGAUGGGUACCUUGAAUCUGGUGCUAGUCUUAGGAUUUCUGCUUUUAUAACAGGCAUGACUUAGCUACUACUCGGUUUAAAUUUGCAAUUAAAACAUGUGUCCUAAACUGAAUAAUUAAAGAAAGUUUAUUGGUGAAUGUUUUUGAAUAGCCACCUGGGGACAUGCAAUUUAUUGUGUGCCUCUUUGGGAAACCCACCGGAACAAACUGGAUUGUGCUGUACGCUCCAUGCAAUGUCUUAAAAAUUUGUUCAAUGUUCAAAAAUAUUAUACAUGGGAUGAAAAAUGUAGUGUGUCUGGCCGAAAUGGCAACGUUGCAGUGCUACUUACACUGUUCAUCUGUGACUUCUGCACAGGAAAAUGUUCUGCAGUCGUGGCCUCUUCGUGCAUUGUGCAGUCUUUUCUGUCAUUUGUGAACCUAGAUUGUUGCAAAUUUUCUUUAUAAUAUUAGUGUGGCGCGACUAUACUUUUUUUUUUACCAGGAUUAAGAAACGCACAUUUUAAUGCUGGCAGCAUCCAAGAUCAAUAAAAAGAAAUGUAAACAAUGGAA
Molecule: messenger RNA, 5402 nt
Organism: Dermacentor silvarum
Lineage: Eukaryota; Metazoa; Arthropoda; Arachnida; Ixodida; Ixodidae
Gene: Mob4
Product: MOB-like protein phocein
Exons: 7
Coding region: 226-903 (225 amino acids)
Cellular component (GO): cytoplasm
Source: RefSeq, a predicted model, not a curated record